AUGCCAGGUGGAAGUUUUUUCGAGCCAAAAAACUUGGCAUUUGGAACGGCAUUACCGCUCACAUUUUUUUUCUCUUGGUUGGGUUUAGGUUCCACACCGAUUCCCGUAUAUCCGUUAUUUGACUUGCCGUUGAUAGUAUUUUUAGUACGCGCAACAAAAACCAUAUUAUAUGAUAGUCUAUUAUUCGGUUUUUUAGCAUUCAGCAUAGGACUAUCAUAUAGAGACUCUUCAUCCACCGCUCUAAAUUCUCCAUUUGAUAAUCUAGCGGUAAUUAUAUUAGUCGGAUCUGUGAUCGCGUUCUUAACAAUUUUACCAGCCUACGUCGAAAAAACGAUCAAUGAGAAAUUAAAGAAGUCCAAUUUCUUUUUGUUUGCUGGUCUUUGGAUGGCCGUAUGGUUAGUCUAUCGCAGGUACUCGCCUUUUGGUUCGUGGGGAGACUGGGCGUAUACGAUACAAGGCGCUGGUGAUGCGUUAAUUCAAUCUGCAUCGCUCUUUGGACUUAGUGGGAUAGAUUUUCUACUUGCGUGGUGGGCGCACGUCGGUGCCGAAAUUUUAAAUGAGCUUACAAAUGCUGGUGCCGGUCAAGAUGACCUUAUUUCUUAUGAAGACGACGACGAAGGUACACCGUUGCUAUCACGUGAUCAGAGAGAAAUUGCAAAUCAACGAUCGCGUAAAAGGAAAAUUCUUUCGUUGUUUGUAUUUCUCGCCGUUUUUACAUACGGAGCAUCAAGAAUAAACGAUAUAGAAACCAACACCCAAACAUCCAAUAUAGUCAAAGUAGCAUGCGCUUUGUCGUCGCCAUCAAUCGACGAAUCACCAAAAAGUGAAAUGAUUAAACGCACCAAAAAAUUAGUCACUAUAGCAAAACUGGUAUUAUGGUCCGAAUCAGCAGUGCGUCUAGAGUCCACAAACGAAAUGGAACAAUUUCUAACGGAGAUCAAGAGCUUUAGUACAAAUCACUCUAAUGUCGGUGUAACGUACAUUGUGCCGACUGGGGACGGUAAAUAUCGGAAUGUCUUGAGUUUUAUAAACAGAGAAGGCGAAGUAGUUUUCAAUUAUACAAAAACCCAUCCUGUACCAAUUGCCGAGGGGUAUUCUACAAUAUCAGGUCCCGGCAUAUUACCAAUUACAGAAAUUGACGUCCGAGAAGCAAAAAAGACACCUUUACCACUUAAGAUCAGCGCAGCUAUUUGUUUCGACAUGGACUUCCCUUCACUUGUUGCAGGAGCUGCUAGUGCUAAUUUAAUGCUUUCGCCAGCACAAACUUGGUCUUCGCGGAUUGGCUUAGAACAUUUACGUAUGGCCAGUGUUCGAGCAAUUGAACAAGGAUUUUGGCUAUUACGUUGUGACGCCGGUGGUGUUAGUGGUUUGGUGGAUGACAUAGGAAGAAUACGAAAUUGGCAAGUUGCCUCAAAAGACGGUGUCAAUGAUUUAAUUUUUGAUUUACCGCUCAGUGAAAAAAGGACGACUAUAUAUUCCAAAUUUGGAGAUUGGGGCCCGUUGGCAAUUUUGGCAUUGAUUGCUCUGUUAACGGCCGUGCCAGGAUCAUACGUAGAAAGCUUCGAAGAGCAUACCGAUAAUUUGUGUGCAAAUGCUUAUAAAAAAGCAUUGGAUGCACUUCCGCGUAGUUCACAAAAUAACGCGAGUUAUUUGUAG
This is a messenger RNA of Ambispora gerdemannii, 1656 nucleotides long. NCBI's taxonomy places the organism in Eukaryota, Fungi, Glomeromycota, Glomeromycetes, Archaeosporales, Ambisporaceae. The record is from the annotation of a GenBank genome assembly.